GUAUUUNAAUUUCAGUUCCUCGAACAUNGAAAGGAGUUGCAUAUUUGUCCAUAUCUUGCAUUAUCUUUGNAGCAGUCCCUGAAANAANGACCUNGACAGCAGUUGCAGUACAGAACUCUCCAGAACCUGACCUAUCCAUUGGAGCAUCCUCGGGUGCUUCAGCUUUUGCUANAACAAACCUCGUUGAUUUCUUUGNAGCUAUUUCGGAUAUCGUUUUUGCUUAUUCGGGGCACCUCCUGUUCUUCAAUUNGANAANAGAAAUGGGAAAUCCAUAUGACUUUAAAAAGGCAGUUUUUUGGGGAUUCACCAUUAAUAUUAUCAACUACCUUAUUANAGGUCNAGGAAUUUACGCAUAUACUGGAAAUUAUUCACAAAGUCCUUAUAUACUUAACAUUAUCAGCUCGUCUGUGCGUAAGACAGCAUAUAUGUNAGAAGUUAUCAAUGUGCUGGUAUCUGCAANGAACUAUUCUCAUUUGUCUGCAAAGAAUAUCUUCCGCCGCUUUCCAAGGUUCAAAGGUAUUGUGUAUAAAAGGGGUUNAAAAUACUGGCUGGGUUGGUNAGUGUCGUUGGCUAUCAUGUGGUUUAUUCCGUGGANAGCAGCUGAAGNAAUUCCAGUUUUCAACAACUNGANAGGACUCGCAGGUGCCCUAUUUGCAUCCAAUUUUACAUAUAUUCUGCCUUGUAUCCUUUGGCUUCAUUCCAAUUGGAGGGAUGUCAAAAAAGGAAAAUAUUUCUUCAAGACUUGCUGGUUACUCACUAUUGUCAUUAUUGGGUUUGCUAGUAUGGGUUUGGGAACUUAUUCAUCUAUCGACGGCAUCAUUCAAANGAGACAACAAGGUGCUAUACCCGCACCAUUUAGUUGCUCCGAAAUUCCUUAAAGACUCAUUUGGUCAUGUGGAAUAAAUAUUCUGCUGUAUGU
Galdieria sulphuraria is the source of this 919-nucleotide messenger RNA. Its product is annotated as amino acid/auxin permease, AAAP family. The record is from RefSeq and is a predicted model, not a curated record. The annotation marks the transcript as partial. The transcript is spliced from 2 exons. NCBI's taxonomy places the organism in Eukaryota, Rhodophyta, Bangiophyceae, Galdieriales, Galdieriaceae.